AGAUCAGCUGUCAGCGUACCACGCAUGCGCACUCUGAAGAAGACGAGCACCGGCGACGAGCCGCGAGACUAAAGAUGUCCGAACCAUUAUCAACGAAUUCCAACCCGGAGAGCGGCAGCGAGCUAAACGUUGUCCUGCACCCCAUCGCAACAUCAGACUUUCAGACGAAACAUGUUGAGAAGGUUUGUGAGAUCUCCAAAGUGGAUGGAGCAGUUAAAGAGCAGCCUCACACUGACUCUGAGCAACGAGAGAAGAUCCGUGCAGUUCCGAUCCACCGGCGUCCGGACCUGCUGGUUCCCUGCGCAGACCUGAUCAACUCUGAGUGGCAGAGGAGUCAGGCCGCCCGGGUUCACUCCCUCAAGAAGUCCGGUCCAGAGUUCCCCGUCUGCCUCAUUCUCCUGCAGGGCCACAGAGGGACAGAGCGUUUGCUUGGCCACGCCCGGCUCUCCCGGGUCGUAGGUCAUGGCAGCAGCCUGUUUGUAGAGUCGGUGGUGGUGUCCAAGGCAGAGCGAGGUAAAGGCUAUGGCCGGACUCUGAUGGAGGAGACUGAGCGCUACGCCAGAAGCAGAGGGUUCAAGCGCCUUUGCCUGACAACCCAUGAUAAGCAGCACUUCUACGCCCACCUUGGCUACGUGCUGUCGACGCCGGUGCAGAACGCAGGCGCCAUGACGACGUUUGUUCCCAUGGAUAUGCUGUUGAAGUUCUCGAGAAUGCCAAGUGAAGAGGCGAACACACAGAAACAAACACAGACAAAGAUGGCUGCUCAAGUACCACAAGGAGGUGCUGGUUUUGUAGGGUCACCUCCACCUUCUAGUUUACCUCCUCCUCCGCCUCCACCUCCUCCUUCAAUCCCUCCGCCACCACCACCUCCCUCCAUCCCUCCUCCUCCGCCACCACCACCUCCCUCCAUCCCUCCACCUCCCCCCCCACCACCUUCCUCCAUCCCUCCUGCUGCUCCUCUUCCUCCUCCUCAGUCUGCAGAGCAGAUUGUAGUUCAGACUCUGACUGAAACGCCCUACAGAGACGCCAGAGGACUUUCCAUCUAUUGGAUGCACAAAGACAUUUGACGAACACACAAUCAAAUACACUUGGGAGCUCAUUCGCCCACAUUACUGCACACGUACAUGUUCAUACGUGCACACAUCAAAUGACAGAAACACACACCAUCAGUGGUUUCUCAGACACACAGAAAAGAAGCGAUGGAGGAAGAACAGAGUGUGGAAAACUUGACAAACAGAAAUGUUUCAGUAAACCAAAGACAUGCAGAAAAAAUACCUGUCAACGCCUGUAUCCUGGGCCUGAAACUCAAAGCCAAAAACAAUCACGACACAAAUACAGAAGCAAACACACAUUUUUAAAAAAGCACCAGGAACAAAUGUUUUUAAUUUUCAUCAUACUUGUGGGACAUUUUUUAACUGAAGUGGAUGAAGUAGUUGGUUGGCGGCCAUUUGGAUACACUCAACCUUUGUUUUCACUUCCAGAUAACUGGUUUAACCUUUUCACCACAAAUGACACAAAACUGCACAUUAAUCUGAGUUGAUUAUGUUUGCUGUGGACACACUGUGUCUCUGUAUAUCUGCAGUGAAGCAGUGUGUCACAUAUAAACUGCCAACACUAUGAAAAUAAGAACCAGGUUCUAAAAUGUGUGGAAUAUUUCUUACAUACUUGUAUGUAUGUACAUAAAUUGUGGGUUUUUAAAUUCCUCCUCAAUUAAAAAACAUGCUCUGUUUAUUGUUACUUAACUUGGAUGUUUGAACUUUACUCUUCAGAAUCAUGUAUGUGCAGAGUUUGACUCUAGAAAACUGUUUUCAUAUUCAUCUGUUGACUGGGGAAAGUUUGUCUGUGUUCACCUUAAAUCUCAGUUUGAGAUGCUCAUAUAUGAAAUGAUUUUGUGACAUCACAUUUAGUUUGGAAACAAAUUCUGGUCCAAGUGUGAUAUUGAAACUUGAAGCCUCCAGGACACAUACACUGAGAAGUGACUUCUCUGUGAAAUAGGACACAUCUUAUGUCCGGUAGUAACACCUUUGAAAUAAAAACAAUUUGCAUAUUCAUAGAGUCUUGAUAUUUCAGUAAGGGGAACAGAGGAUACAAUUUUAAGAUGUGAUUUUUAACUACUUAACUGAACUCUUUUGUCUGGAGGGAAUCUUUUUAAAGAGGUGAGAUUGUGACAAGGAUGGUGUUUGUUUGAACGUAUAGGUCAACUAUGGAAGCUUAGAAAUACUUUGGCUCAUCCAAACAACCCAACCAAUUACAUCACUGUUGUCCUUAGGGCAGCUCUGCUCCUGAGAAACAUGCCGGAAAUCAAGUGUAAAUCUGCUGCUAUGAAAUUAUGUGACAGUUAAAGUUGAAUUUGAGGUUUGUGCCUUGUUGAACUGCCAGAGAACUGAUGCCUUAUUAACGUUUUGAAGACUUGAUUAUUUUGAUGAAACUGAUGCGUCUUUUAAAAACUCUUUUCAAUUGUGAAAAAUUCUGGAAAUAAAUUGAAUUUAUCAACAGAUUCUUUUGUCUUUAUUUUUUCCAUGUUAUUAUAUGUCAGAGUUGUCAGCUGAUACCCAUUAAGAAGUCUAUCUCAAUGCAGAAGAGUUCCUCAUCAAUAAAUUUCUCUCCU
Messenger RNA from Epinephelus fuscoguttatus (brown-marbled grouper), 2608 nucleotides. RefSeq names its product N-alpha-acetyltransferase 80. Bases 75 to 1067 code for a protein of 330 amino acids. Gene Ontology annotation, cellular component: cytoplasm. The record is from RefSeq and is a predicted model, not a curated record. Gene Ontology annotation, biological process: protein acetylation. The transcript is spliced from 2 exons. Gene Ontology annotation, molecular function: acetyl-CoA binding; N-acetyltransferase activity. Lineage: Eukaryota; Metazoa; Chordata; Actinopteri; Perciformes; Serranidae.